GCUGGGACCGUCACCGCCACUCAGCCCAACACAACAAGAGUGUUCAGCGUCUCAACGUUGAGAACACAGUAGCACGUUGCUCGGCGCUGCGGGAAUACUUUAAUAUUAUGCUGAGUAGAACACUUCAGUAUGGACAUAGAUCAGCAUCUAAUGUGGUUUAUAAGUGCCCUCAAGGCAUCUAUUGAUGGGGAAGCAGUUAAUGAUAAAAAACUGCUUAAGAACAUCAAUGAUUGUUUUGUACGAGUAAAGAAAAUUUGCCCAAGUGUUAAUAAAGACCAGUAUGAAGAAUUUUGUGCACGUGCAACACUAAUAAUGCUAUUAUGUAGUCCAAGAAUACGGGACCUUCCAAGGGUUAAAACCAGCACAGAGUUCCAGACUGUUGUUGUAACAUUACCAGUACUUCCAGAAUCUGCCUUUUUCUCCAUUGUAAGGAGUCAGAAAAGCUUUCGUUUCUUGGCUCCAGUUUUGUCUUGGCUUUCACCAGAAGUUAUCCAAGAACUAAUAAAACAGUAUUUUCUUAGUGUUGAGGAAGUAACACCAGUGACACUUGCAAUCACUUUAGAUCUUUUGAAAGUGUUAAUCUUUAGUUUUCAAUGUAAAGGUGACCAAAAACAUAAUAUGAGUGACAUGGAAUGUUUGAAGUUAUUUUUGAAGUUUGUGUCCUCUAAGACUGUUUCAGGUUCGAAAGAGGCUCUAAUUAAAUCAAGUGGUUACUAUUACAUGUAUGUAUGUGAAUACUUGUAUCUAAUGCUGACUGUCUGUGCUGGUCAGUGGUUAAAAGAACCUGAUACUUACAAGUCCUUGCAAGCUUGGAAAAGAUUAUGGGAAACUAAAGUAGAUCAAGCUGGCACACAACAUAGCUUUUUAUUUGUCAAAGAAGUCAGUAAAUCUCUCUUACUUAUAUGUCAGCUAAAUAGUGAGUCUAUAAGUGUGGAUGUGUGGAUGGAUUGGAAUGACAUAAAUUUACCAGCAUCAUUAACAGUCCAUGGUAAUUCUUUAGUUCACAAUGGAAAAGUGCUUCAGAAGAGCAUCCAGUCAGUCAUAUGCAACAUAGCUUUUGAUAUACUAAGGAUCUUUGAUUCAUAUCCAGAAAUCCAUGAGUCCUUGAGCAUGAGUGAGUAUAAAGGCCUCUUGCAGUUUUUCAAGCAAGUGGCUGCGGAUCCUGAUUAUGACCCUGACGAGGAUCUCACCCUGGAUGAGUUAUUGCACGAGAUUCGCUUGAAGGACGAGCGUCAAGCUAAACUCCUCGGCAUAUUAAUCAAGAGAGAUGACAUUUUUACAUCUCAGGAUUGCCAAGGGUGUUUGAAAGAAUUUAGUGCAGUAGUAGAUGGUGUUGCACGGCAAGACAUUUUAUUAAGGUUGAUCCAACAUAACAAAGCAGGGAAACCCUACAGUGCAGAGCUACUAAAUCUUGUCAUGGAUAUGGCAGCUCCUCUUCCUGCAAAACAGUUGUUGGCAAUUAUUGAAGAGCAUCUUUCAUCUGGCCUAAAUGAAACUUUCAUGACGGCUGAUUUCAGCAAUCAACUGACAGAAGUAUUUAAUCAGUUGGCUGGCCAGGAAUCAUUGGUGGCUUCAGAAAGACAUGUUUGGCUGUGUUUGCAGUCUGGAAGAGCAGUAGUGAAGCAAGCUGUAACACUUGCAGUGAGCUUAUCCGGCUUAGUGCCAAUUAUGGUACAGGCUCUGGCAGCCAUUCCACAAGUGUGCCAUGCUCUUUUACCUACAGUUUUGUUAACAUCUCACAACAGCAGAUGGUGGUUGCCUCAGGAAUUGGAUCAUAAACUCAGUGUUUACAUCUCACAAGAGCAGAUGGCAGCAGCCUCACAUAUAAGAAUUGAAGGUGCCGGUGUUCUCACCGCUGUUAUAUAUGCUAAUACUAUCUUCCACAGUGAUGGAUGGCAUCGCCACUUCUUGUGUUUUCAGGAAAUCUUGGCGCUCAAUCCAUCUACUAUAGUUAGAGCUGGCCCAUCACUAGUGAGCCUCAUAAUAACUUUGGUGCAUGUGCUUCAUGCCACAGCAAACUUGCAAAGUCAGAGUGCACUUAGCACACUCUCACUCAGGAUGGAUGCCACCAAGGUUCUCAAUGCUAUUAUGGAUAAUAUUAUGUGCAACUCUGAAAAAUAUGAAAAAGAUAUUUCUUUACUCAAACAAAUGAUAGUGAAAUACAAGUUGCACCCACGCAGCAUAAUACCACUGGCACCAAUCCUCGAAGCUGAAGACUGUCCAGAUACAUGUUGCGAUAUUAUCCUUCACAUGAUGUUGAAGAUGGAUGCUCGAGUGCAGCAGGGAGAGCAGCUCAGCAUUGACACUCUAGAUAAUGACUUCAAGGCCAUUUUUGCCAUUUCAAGAAUUGAGUGGAUAGUUGCACUCUUACAGGUAAACUCUGGAAAUGCAUAUCCCACAUUGCAAGUGUUCCAGAAGGUGUUGUAUCUGGCAUGCACACAGUUGACACUGGGUUCUGUGGUGGAUGAUGACCUGGAGACUUGUGCUGUCUUCCAGGGUGCUCCUGUCUCCAUACAACACUGCUUCAGAUGUUUUGCUCCAGCUGCAAUGGUAUAUGUUGAAGAGCUGCUGCAGCCACUUGCUUGUGAUAAAAGAUUCCAGUCCAUCUGCAGCAUAUUCCGAUGGUGGUGUCGUGUGGUGUCCUUGUUUCAGUGUAACCCUGACUUACCAGCUCUUUUCUUAGCACGCCUUUGUGCCGCAGUGGAGGAGAUGAUUACUUGUAGAAAGUUGAAAAUAUCAAAGAAGAAUGUUAAGCAAACAGAUCCUUGUGAGGAGAAACAGUCCAAUCUCAUUGCUGCUGAGGGAUCUCUGCUCCAAAAUGAUGAUUCUAAGGACAUAGUGGAUAAAGAAAAUCAUGUAGUAAAUGGUAAGGAGAAACUUCAUUCAAGUGAAACUGGAGAUGAGUCACAAGAAAAUGAAGAAAACAGUUUGAAUCUUCAUAGUGAUCUUGAACUACAUAAUGGGUUUCAAGCAGUAAACACUGAGGAGGUAACUGUUGCAAAUGGAAAAAGAGAAAAUUCUGUCCUCUCAACAGAGACUGUUGGUGUUUGUGAGGUGCAGGCUGGAGCAUGUAAUGGUUUUACAGAAGUGUCACCAUACCAGACUCAGGACAACAAUUGUGUUGAAAAUAUAGUCUUUGAUGAUUUAAAGAUAACUAGUUGUAAUAAUGUGAGCUCCAAGAAGAAGAAGAAGAAGAAUAAGAUUGUAAAUAAAGGUGUUAAAAUAAGUUUUGCUGACUUUAAGAGAGAGAUAGAGCAGAUGAUAUUUUCUUUGGUCAAAUAUGUACCGGUAAGUAAUCUAGUGUCUUGUAUUGGUAAUAAAUUAAAAAAGCUUGAUGAAUUGUAAACAAAACAAAAAUUAUUGUAGUUUCUUUAUCUGAUCAUUGUUCUCAUAAACAUUAAUUUAAUUUUGUGUAUUUAUCUUGCUUGAUUAUUUACUUUUAAUUAGGGUGGCAGUUGUAUUCCGAAGGCUUCAUAUUUUAUCCAGUUCUCUGUACUUAUUACAUGCCUCUUGUCUGUUUCCUGCUUUACUUUAUUCUAUCUCUGAACAGUUUAAACUACAAAGGCAUUUUCUAACUAUUUUUCAAUUAACAAGACUUUUUUUUUUUUAUAUACAUGUAUAUACAUUUUGUGUAUUCAAUUGUGUUCAAAGCACACUCCCAGAGAAUCCAUUUCCAGAACUUACACAUUCACCUAGUCCAAUUUAGUAUGGUACAGUAUUCCACAAUUUAUUUUUGUUUCACUGUGCAUUCAUGAGUUGACAAUAAUAACUGUUUAUACAUAAAAAUUAAAAUGGUUCAGAAAAUGAAGACACAGUCUUGUUAUGGGAGUAAAAUAAAUGCCAAGACAUGAGGGAUAACACCUGGUAUAAAAUGUGUAAUUUUGAUUUGGGAUUUAUAUAAGAAACUACAAGUACUCUACAUAAAAGCUUGGAGUGAGUGAGUGAAAUUUGUAUACCAUUGAGAAUCACUAAAGCUCUCUUUCACAUUUCAAUGCACAUUGAUAAAAGACUCUUAUUGCAUUAUUUCUCAUGUGCAAGAAAGGUAUAAAAUACCGACAUUGUGAAAGUUAAGACACGUGUGCUACAUCUGGAUAUCUUUAUUGUAGAUGUUUCGCCAUCCAGUGGCUUUAUCAAUAGCUUUAUCAAUACAGAUUCUAGGACAUAAUUAGAAGACAGUAGAACUAUAUACAGAA
Messenger RNA from Cherax quadricarinatus, 4193 nucleotides. NCBI's taxonomy places the organism in Eukaryota, Metazoa, Arthropoda, Malacostraca, Decapoda, Parastacidae. The record is from RefSeq and is a predicted model, not a curated record.